UUCUGGGCCCGGCGCGAUAAGGAUUGGUUCGUGUUUUUAUUUAAUGGAAUUUUGUGUUUCAUUGCAAACGAUUAACUCAAAAGUUUAGUUGUUGCACCGCAGCCGAUGGAGAACGCGGUUGAUUGCACAUUUUAAACCAUUGCCAGAUUAAAGCCAGUGAGCGAGGCAAGUCGGAUCGAAAGAAGCGAUUUCGGACAGAAUCGUAGUGAUAUUUUGUGAAAAAUAUUGAUUUAGUUUAUUAGCAGACUUAGAAACAGUCUGAAGUCAACAACUUAUCAGAGAUAUACCGGAAGUUAACGGUAUUACUGCUCUUUGCGGGAAUUGUGUUUCGGCUAAUCUUUUCGUCAUUUCUGUGGAUUUUAUUGAGAGGCUGUAAAAUCUUGUUGGUACAAUCUUUUAUCAGUUUGUCGGUCGUCCCAGACGGGGAAACAACCGUAGGUCGUGCGAAAAAGUGCCUUGGCAAUUGGUAUUGCCGGUGUAAAUCAAGUGAACUGCGUGCGUACGACGCAAACUAGGUUGGCGCACCGCCGCGCCGUAUCAGCGCAUAGGAUGGCCGAGACGGUGCCCAUGCUAGAGCUAACCGUUGACGAGCACGACGUGAUUCGCGGAGCCGAGGAAGUGUUAAAGGCUAUCAGGCCGCACUGGCGUUGCGACAGCAUCCGGUUCAAGCUUUUUACAGACGGAAUCACGAACAAACUGGUCGGAUGCUUCAAUCAGAACAACAAUCGAAGCGAUGGCGAGGGAGACUUCGACGCUGACGCAAGCAGCGCCGGCGAGGUCGUACUGGUACGGGUUUACGGAAACAAAACCGAUCUGCUUAUCGAUCGCAAAAAGGAAACGGAGAACAUUCAACUGCUGCACCGGUAUGGCUAUGCACCCUCACUGUAUGCCACUUUCCGCAAUGGGCUUGCCUACGAGUAUGUGCCGGGUGUUACGUUGACACCGGAAAGCUGCAGGGAGGAGCGCGUCUGGCGCCUAGUAGCGAAACGGAUGGCUCAGAUGCACAAGGUGGAACAACCCGGUUCUUCGAAGCAACCUAUGCUACGGGAAAAGCUCAAUCAGUUCCUCAAACUCGUUCCGCAGAUUUUUAGUGACCCAGUGAAACACACAAGGAUAUCGAAAAUAUUUCCGAAUGUGACAGAGCUCAGACGUGAUUUUGAUGAACUGUACGGCAAAUUGAGUCAACUGGCUAGCCCGGUCGUGUUUUGCCAUAACGAUUUACUGCUGGGCAAUGUUAUCUACAACGCGGAGCGUGAUCGUGUCACGUUCAUCGAUUACGAGUACGCUGCCUACAAUCAUCAGGCUUUCGAUAUUGGUAAUCAUUUUACGGAGUUUGCAGGAAUCGAUGAGAUCGAUUAUAAUCGGUAUCCGGGAAAAGAAUUUCAACUGCGAUGGUUGAAGGUCUAUUUGGACGAGUUUACAGGGUCCCGCGGUACCGACAGCGAUGUCGAGCGGUUGUACGUGCAGGUGAAUCAAUUUGCGCUGGCGUCGCACUUUCUGUGGACAAUUUGGGCGCUCAUCCAGGCGGAGCACUCGACGAUUGCGUUUGACUUUAUACAGUUCGCUGAAAACCGUUACCGGGAAUACCUACGUAGACGCGCUGAGUUUCUCGCGUUGACCUAUCAGAACUGAAGAUCGCGGCCGCGGCUCUCUUGGAUCGAAAUGUCCGUUUGGAUUAAUUACGAACAACCCUAGAACGAUUGUCAUUCCACAGACUAGUUAAACCGGGACCAAAAGCUCAAUGCAUCACAGUCAAAAAUAGGUAGAAAUAGGUUUUAGAAAAAUAAAUUGAAUAGGCCAAAGCAAUACAUAUAUUGUGGUUAGCUUAGCUAUUGUUUGUUUGAUAGUUUGCUCGACAAAUGAUCGUUAGUUUGUUUUCAACAACAUUUUUUAAUCGAUUUCGUAUGUUUUAAUUCGGAAUAAAAAUUUACCGCACUGCUUCA
This is a messenger RNA of Sabethes cyaneus, 1943 nucleotides long. It is a transcript of the gene eas, whose product is annotated as ethanolamine kinase. Lineage: Eukaryota; Metazoa; Arthropoda; Insecta; Diptera; Culicidae. Gene Ontology annotation, molecular function: ethanolamine kinase activity. The transcript has 5 exons. Gene Ontology annotation, cellular component: cytoplasm. The coding region runs from base 550 to 1632 and encodes 360 amino acids. Gene Ontology annotation, biological process: phosphatidylethanolamine biosynthetic process. The record is from RefSeq and is a predicted model, not a curated record.